AUGGCACUCCAGGCCAGCAAAAGGCAAGCAUCCCGUCGGCGAGCCCUAUUCGGAAUGUGUCCGUAUGGGGCUGCACCGACUGAGACCUCGAUGCAGACCCGAGUAUCCUGCCAUCUGGCCGUCUGCAGACAAUUAGUUCAGCAUCGGACUCGAAAGUUCUAUUGCAUUUUGAGUAACAGUAAGAUUGGUUUUAACUUUUGGAGGAGCCGUUGA
Molecule: messenger RNA, 213 nt
Organism: Protopolystoma xenopodis
Lineage: Eukaryota; Metazoa; Platyhelminthes; Monogenea; Polystomatidea; Polystomatidae
Source: the annotation of a GenBank genome assembly